Molecule: messenger RNA, 1418 nt
Organism: Macrobrachium nipponense
Lineage: Eukaryota; Metazoa; Arthropoda; Malacostraca; Decapoda; Palaemonidae
Product: ubiquitin carboxyl-terminal hydrolase 24-like
Exons: 7
Coding region: 417-1418 (333 amino acids)
Molecular function (GO): protein binding
Source: RefSeq, a predicted model, not a curated record
GAUGGCUGCCACCCACUGCAGUUGUAAACAUUGAAACUUCCUAUCUCAUUCUCGUUCUCAAAAUUUUCAAAUCUUCCAUUUCGCGAAGCUUUUCGGGUAUAGUGAAGAUUUGUGUGGUGAAAGGUGACAUAUAAAUACAUGACAGGUUACAAAGACUAUAGUAUUACUAUAAUCACGUGAGAGGUGGACGAACUGGUCUGGGAUUGUCUUCACCUGUUGCUGUUUUAAACAGAAAGGAAGAGGACGAUGCCUGUUUCACUGUCCUCAUUUUAUCUCCCACCCUUUAUUUUUUCUUGUUUUCCGUCAAUUUUAACUAUUUCAACCUCUCGGAGUCUUCGUUAGGCAUCCGCCUCUCUCCACCCUGGGCCUAGGCCUGGCUUAACGUUGGCUGAAGCCUAGGUUAUUUCAGUCGCAAAAUGGACCAAGAAGACGAGAAUAUUUCCCUAUUGCUGAACAUGGGGUUCCCCGAUGUGCGGGCGAUCAGACGGGCCCUCAAGAUGAGCAAUGGUGAUGUCAAUGAAGCUGUGAUCUCCCUCACGGAACAGCCUCUGACAUCCUACAACACAGUCGGUGAUUUAAGGGAUGUGGACAUGACGGAAUCAUCUGGUGCACCUCCAUCGUAUGAAGAGGUAGAAGGAGAUAAUGGCAAUAACAUGGAAUUCCCAACAACGAACUUAUAUGAGCUUGAAGGACGUGUGUUCACAGAGACUUGGUCCAUUCCUUAUAAACGAGAGGAGUCCCUUGGAAAAUGUUUGAUAGCAGCAGCCAGAUUAGCAGAAGAAGGGCUAUGCGAUGCUGACGAGUCCUGCCAUCGCUUUAUGGAGAGAUGUCUUCCUGAAUGUUUCCAAAAGCUUUUGGCAAAUGGAGCUGUAAGACGAUGGGGACCAGAGAUUCAAGAGGGUGUUUUUAAUAUGUUGGAUUUGCUCACAAAUCUUGUAAUUGUGAGGCUCAAGCAUGGACCAGUUCCUGAGACACUGCUCAAAAAUACAUAUGCACUUGCCUUGGAUUCCGAAUGUGAAUGGAAUCAAAAAACAAACACCCGCCCGUCUGACCUUGAAUCUUAUGGCUGGUUGAUAGACCUCAUUAAUAUUUUUGGAAAUAGAGGUGGUUUUGAACUUAUAGCUGAUCGCUUUUUUGCCUCUCAAGAUCAGCUAGAUGCAGGACAGAUGGCAGCACUUCUACUUCCAAUUGGACAGUGUGCCAGAAUGCUGAAAACGCCACAUUUUUCUGCACGCAUGAAUGCUUUGAAGGUUAGUACUAUAAGCUAUGAAUUGGAACUUGCCAGAUUGAUAGAGGAUAGUGAAAGGUCACGCAAUGCUGGUACUGAUGCAGAUUUAGUACAGGAAUGGAUGACCACAAAUAGUGUUCUUUCUCUUGCUCUAGAAGGUAAUUAUCUUGUAUUCUAUCUUUGCAACUGA